ACUGGAGCGUGGCGGCCGCUGUCAGCGCCGGAGGGAGACCAAGAGCCCCUAGGGCUCCAGCCCACCAGAGCCGAGGCGCCCCCUCCCCUAUGCCACCUCGCGCCCGCCCCCUGCCGCGCGCGAGCCAAGGCCGGCGCCCCGCCCGGAGAUGGGCAGACGCGUAGAUGGCGUGGCUCCCAGCGCCGCCAGAUCGCAGGAACCCGGCGCCGGGGCGUUGCGCUGAGGCUCCCUCUCCGCGCGGCGCGGGAAGCCUGCAGGUGUCCUUGGCAGCUCGGCCGCCGCCCCGGGUACUCCUUUGUCAGUGCCCAGAGCCCGGCUCCCUAGAGCAGCCCCGCCCCCCAGGCGCCGCGCAGCGCAGGACGCCCCGUCUGAGGCCCCCCCGCCCCAGCGCGGCCCCCGCAGCGCUGCGCCGGGUCCGGCUCAGCUCCCAGCCGCGGACGCAGGACCCGAGGCUCGCUCCUGCGGGCGUGCUUGUUUUCCAGCUGCCGCCUCGCCCUGCGCAGCCCCCGCCCGCCUGGCCGCAGCGCUCUGCUCUGCCCCGCCUGCCUUCCUCGCCCGGCGCUGGAUUUAUGAAUGGGGGGAAGAGGCCACAUGCCGCCGCCGCCGCCUCGUGUUGACCGCAAGCAGCCCGGGCCCACGGAGCUCCGGCUACCGUGAGAGUGUCAGCACGGCCCCGGCAGCCACUCGGAGGACUUGUUGCUGCUGCGCUGCCGCCGCUGCGGGGAAGCCGGCUGCUCCGGGGCUUGGUGCGGUCUGGGAGCCGGAGGGUGGCCCGUGUGAGUGUGAGCGCGCGCGUCCCGGACCUUCGCGGUGCGCCUGAACUGUGCGCUUCCUUGUCUUUGGUCGGGGUGACGGCGGGGGCGUGUCCCCAGCCCAGAGCGUCUGUCUGUCCCGUCCUAGCGGGGGACCGCGUGUGUGCUUGCUUCUACUUCCCCGGGUCCUCCCUCUCUCCGCCUCCCUCUCUCCGGAGCUUCCUGCCCUAACCCCAACCACCUGUGCACCAGAGAAAUCCAACUCCUGUCGCUCCGCGUCCUAGGGGGGAUAGGCAGGGGCAGGGCCACGCCGCAGAGGGGGCCGCCGCCGCCUCCUGCCUCUUCUUCGUUUCCUCCCCCUCCCCCGUCUGACGCUGCCUCCUCGGGAAGGGUGUUUGGAGGGCAGCGGCCGCCCCAAGCCGGAGCCCCGCAGCGCUUCUUAUGAUUAGCUCGGUGUGUGUCUCCUCCUACCGCGGGCGCAAGUCGGGGAACAAGCCUCCGUCCAAAACAUGUCUGAAGGAGGAGAUGGCCAAGGGCGAGGCGUCGGAGAAGAUCAUCAUCAACGUGGGCGGCACGCGACAUGAGACCUACCGCAGCACCCUGCGCACCCUACCGGGAACCCGCCUCGCCUGGCUGGCCGACCCCGACGGCGGGGGCCGGCCCGAGACCGAUGGCGGCGGCGCGGGCGGCAGCGGCGGCGGGGGCUGCGAGUUCUUCUUCGACAGGCACCCGGGCGUCUUCGCCUACGUGCUCAACUACUACCGCACCGGCAAGCUGCACUGCCCCGCCGACGUGUGCGGGCCGCUCUUCGAGGAGGAGCUCACCUUCUGGGGCAUUGACGAGACCGACGUGGAACCCUGCUGCUGGAUGACCUACCGGCAGCACCGCGACGCCGAGGAGGCGCUCGACAUCUUCGAGAGUCCGGACGGGGGAGGCAGCGGCGCGGGGCCCAGCGACGAGGCCGGCGACGAUGAACGGGAGCUGGCCCUGCAGCGAUUGGGCCCCCACGAGGGAGGUGCGGGCCACGGCGCCGGGUCUGGAGGCUGCCGCGGCUGGCAGCCCCGCAUGUGGGCGCUCUUCGAGGAUCCCUACUCCUCACGGGCGGCUAGGGUAGUGGCCUUUGCCUCUCUCUUCUUCAUCCUGGUCUCCAUCACCACUUUCUGCCUGGAGACACAUGAGGCCUUUAAUAUCGACCGCAAUGUGACAGAGAUCCUCCGCGUGGGGAACAUCACCAGCGUGCACUUCCGGCGGGAGGUAGAGACAGAGCCCAUCCUGACCUACAUCGAGGGCGUAUGCGUGCUGUGGUUUACGUUGGAGUUCCUGGUGCGCAUCGUGUGCUGCCCCGACACGCUGGACUUCAUCAAGAAUCUGCUCAACAUCAUCGAUUUUGUGGCCAUCCUGCCCUUCUACUUGGAGGUGGGGCUGAGCGGCCUGUCAUCCAAGGCAGCCCGCGAUGUGCUGGGCUUCCUGCGCGUGGUGCGCUUCGUGCGCAUCCUGCGUAUCUUCAAGCUCACACGCCACUUCGUGGGGCUGCGCGUGCUGGGCCACACGCUGAGGGCCAGCACCAAUGAGUUCCUGCUGCUUAUCAUCUUCCUGGCCCUGGGCGUGCUCAUCUUUGCCACCAUGAUCUACUAUGCUGAGCGCAUCGGGGCCAGGCCCUCCGACCCUCGGGGUAAUGACCACACCGACUUUAAGAACAUCCCCAUUGGCUUCUGGUGGGCUGUGGUCACCAUGACAACACUGGGCUAUGGAGACAUGUACCCCAAGACGUGGUCAGGCAUGCUGGUAGGGGCACUGUGUGCGCUGGCUGGCGUGCUUACCAUCGCCAUGCCGGUGCCUGUCAUCGUCAACAACUUCGGCAUGUACUACUCCCUGGCCAUGGCCAAGCAGAAGCUGCCCAAGAAGCGGAAGAAGCACGUGCCACGGCCGGCCCAGCUGGAGUCACCCAUGUACUGCAAGUCUGAGGAGACCUCCCCCCGGGACAGCACCUACAGUGACACCAGCCCCCCUGCCCGGGAAGAGGGUAUGAUCGAGAGGAAACGGGCAGACUCUAAGCAGAAUGGCGAUGCCAACGCAGUGCUGUCCGAUGAGGAGGGAGCUGGCCUCACCCAACCCCUGGCCUCCUCCCCCACGCCUGAGGAGCGCCGGGCCCUGCGACGCUCCGCCACUCGAGACAGAAACAAGAAGGCAGCUGCCUGCUUCCUGCUCAGCGCUGGGGACUAUGCCUGCGCCGAUGGUAGUGUCCGGAAAGAGACCUGCCAAGAUGCCCUCUCAUCCAACUAUGCCCAGGCUGAAGUCCUCACCCUCUCUUAAAGCGGCACCAACGUGAGAGAGACAGGCAGACAGACAGAAAGCCAGAGGCUUAGGGAAACUCUGGAACCCAGACAAGAAUCUUUUUGCUGAGAAAGACUCAGAUAUCCUUGUUUGCACAGGACUGGUGGAAAACCUCCCAUGCAACCCUUGGGGCCCAGAGCCAUCUGGGUCUGAUGUUCUGUUCUACUGUACAUUGAAGAGAUAUAUAUGCACAUAUAGUAUCUAUAUUCAUACAUACUAUACUCUUGUGUGUAGUGCACGUGCUAUUGGUGGUUUGUCUUCUUUGUUAGGCUUUGUCUCCCUAAGCCCUUGCCCCACUCAGAGUUUCCCAUCCCUUUCACUGAUUUCUGUUGUUUCUGCUGACUGUGUGGGUGGAAAGUCCCAAGAAAAGUGCAUCUGGGAAUUGCCAGUCCAGCUGGGUGGUCCCAGGCUCCUGUCUUAGGGGUGUUUCCCCUGUCAGCAAGUAACCUGGUGAAGUCUAUUGAAGGCCAGACUGCCCCCCAUGGUCACUGCUUCACUAGCCCCACCCCACCCCAGAUUGGGGUUCUACCUCCCACCCCACACCCUCGUUGUGGGGGGACUUCCAGGGGGCUCCUCUGCAGCCUCCUCCACUCCUUCCUCGACCCCAUCUAUGUCCUUGACUUAGGGGGGCAUUUUGUCUUUUAUUUUUGAUUUUGUUCUGUCUCCGUCUGUUUGUUGUCAAAGAUGCUGCUGGGCAGAUGGGCAGGGAAAGGAUCUGUCUGCCCAUCUGGCCCACGGGGUCUGAGAAGGGAAGCCUUGGGCGAGAGGAAACCAGUUGCAAUACUGUACUUCCUGGCCAGUGGCCAGCGGAUGCGUGCAAUAGCAGAGGCCAGGUGACCCCUUCAGCCUUGGCCUCUGCCCCUCCCUUGGCCUUCCCUCCCUGCUCCUCCGUGGUGUUGGUCAGUCCUUUUCUAAAGCUGUCCUCUCGUGUGUGUCUGGGGCAUGCUCAGGCUGGGCCCUGUGCCCUGUCUGCGUGCCUCCAACUGUCAUGCUGUGCUCGAGCCCCAAUAAAGACAUCUGGAGCAUCCUGCUGCUCCUGCUGUGUGA
Messenger RNA from Rhinopithecus roxellana (golden snub-nosed monkey), 4133 nucleotides. It is a transcript of the gene KCNC4, whose product is annotated as potassium voltage-gated channel subfamily C member 4. The transcript has 4 exons. The record is from RefSeq and is a predicted model, not a curated record. Lineage: Eukaryota; Metazoa; Chordata; Mammalia; Primates; Cercopithecidae. Gene Ontology annotation, cellular component: axon; voltage-gated potassium channel complex; dendrite membrane. Gene Ontology annotation, molecular function: protein binding; delayed rectifier potassium channel activity. Gene Ontology annotation, biological process: protein homooligomerization; potassium ion transmembrane transport. Bases 1194 to 3065 code for a protein of 623 amino acids.